Messenger RNA from Microdochium trichocladiopsis, 1959 nucleotides. RefSeq lists its product as uncharacterized. Gene Ontology annotation, biological process: positive regulation of transcription by RNA polymerase II; DNA-templated transcription. Lineage: Eukaryota; Fungi; Ascomycota; Sordariomycetes; Xylariales; Microdochiaceae. The transcript has 7 exons. Gene Ontology annotation, molecular function: DNA-binding transcription factor activity, RNA polymerase II-specific; sequence-specific DNA binding; zinc ion binding. The coding region runs from base 1 to 1959 and encodes 652 amino acids. The record is from RefSeq and is a predicted model, not a curated record.
AUGCCUCCGCCGCCGCAGAGCGCGCCCUCGGCCCAGGCCCAGGCCUCGUGCCAGCGCUGCCACAAGCGCAAGAAGAGAUGCGACCGCAAGCUGCCCCAAUGCGACAACUGCCGCGGUGCCCUCGUCGCCUGCAGCUUCCUCGACGAUGAUCGCCAGCUCGCGUCAUACCCCAUUGCCUUCGUGCAAGGCCUGGAGGCCCGCAUCAAAGACCUCGAACAACAGCUCGCGGCCGCCAGGAUGAUGAUGAUGAUGAUGGGCAACUCGCAGCAGACAGGCCAGGAGCAGGGCGACAUGCCACCGCAGGGCUUAUCAAAUCAAGGACCAACGGCCCUAGAUCCAUUUGCCGCGUUCGACCCCAUCCUGCUCGAUAUUGCUGAGCAGCAGCAGCAGCAGAGACCACAGACUUCUCUGGCCGAAGAACUGAAGACGUUGUCCCUGCAAGCCACUGCGGAGCGGCACCUGGGCUCGUCGUCGGGCAUCUCCUUCGCACGGCUCACCCAGACGGUCCUGCGCCGCCUCACGCCCGACAAAGCCGACUUUGUCUUUGAGAAUGUCCUGGAGGACAUGUCGCCAUCCACCCUUCUGGCGGCGGCGUUUCCCAUAGCAGGACCUGGCAGUCCAUCCACAACAUUUCCGCAACCUCUAUUUGGCAAUACAUCACUAGCCGACAUUACCGACACUGGCAUAUCCCUCGCCUCGCUGCCGCUACCUGAUGAGGCGCAUAUCCAGCACCUGUCGCCGUUGUCGUUAUUCAAGAUAUGGAUGGUGCUGGCAAUUGGCUCGACUACCUAUAGCGCGGCCACGCUGGCCGAGGAGUCCGAGUCGGUGCUCUUUUACAGCAAGGCGCUCCAGUAUCUCGAGGCUGCACUUGGAUACGGCGACUUGGCUGCACUCGAAGCUAUCAUGCUGCAGGUCUGCUAUUCUUUUUUCAACCAGCUCGGUCCAAACUCAUGGUUUCUGGUCGGACUAGGCGCCCGCCUGGCCAUGGGCAUUGGGUUGCACUCCGCGUCGACGUAUGAGGACCUUCCCUUUAUUGCUGUUCAGCAGAGGAAGCGACUUUUCUUCUCCAUCUACAUGAUGGACAGCUGUGUACUUAUCGUCCCUGCCUGCAUGAACCCGUUACUGAUUGCAUACUCGAUUAGACUGGUGUCCACGGCGCUUGGCCGGCCCUUUGCAAUCCACGAUGACGAUAUUGAAGUCGAGCCCUUCGCCGAUGUCGAUGACGACGAGGAAGAUGCGUCAGCCGUCUAUCGCCCCCGCGAACCCCUGAAGCCAUCCAUCAUGGCCAUCCCACUACACAUCCUGCGCCUCCGCCAGAUUGCCAGCAAGACAGCGCGCCUCGUCUACUCAAACCGCAUCUCCCAUCCUCCCCCUUCCGACACCUCCUCGCCACGUCUUACACAACAUCCUCAUCAUCACCACCACCACCAGCAACAACUCCAACACCAACACCAACACCAAACCCACCACGACCGCGAAACACUCCUCGACUGGCGCCGCGCCAUGCCCUUCCCUCUGCCCGACACCCACGCCCAGGUCCCGCACCUGAGCAGCACCUGGUUCGACCUCAACUACUACACCCACCUGGCCAUCCUCAUGGCGAUCCGCCAGGCCGCGAGCAUGCACCGCCAGCGCCGGUUCGCGUACAACUGGCUGAACCUGCUGAGCGUGUACACGAGCGUGCUGAGCCUCGUGUAUGCGACCACCGCGCGCCCGGAGAGUCUGCCGGUGGUCCUGGCGAAGAGCAGCGCGAUCGAGGAUCUGGGGCUGGCGGUGGAGCUGUUGGGCACGCUGGCGGCCAAGUUUCCGGCCGCGGGCAAGAUCAAGAGGAUGGUGGAGGAGAUUGUGGCGCGGUAUGAGAGCUUGAGAAGCAGUGGUGGCAGUGGUGGUGGCGGCGGCGGUGAGAACGGCUCGCAAGCACAGCAGCCUGCGUCGUCGUCGUCAGGGCAAGUUGCAUAG